Messenger RNA from Alternaria hordeiaustralica, 1350 nucleotides. RefSeq lists its product as uncharacterized. NCBI's taxonomy places the organism in Eukaryota, Fungi, Ascomycota, Dothideomycetes, Pleosporales, Pleosporaceae. Gene Ontology annotation, molecular function: chromatin insulator sequence binding. The transcript has 4 exons. Gene Ontology annotation, biological process: regulation of transcription by RNA polymerase II. Gene Ontology annotation, cellular component: chromosome. Bases 1 to 1350 code for a protein of 449 amino acids. The record is from RefSeq and is a predicted model, not a curated record.
AUGGCCGCGCCUGGCAGCAACCGCUAUGCGAUGUUCGCUAGUGCAGACAGCAGCGAAACUCCCGUCCGCAGUCCCGCUAUUGACCAUUCUCAAAACCCAUUCCUCAAUCAGAUUGCCGAUGACUCGAUGCCAUGGCAAGAGGUCAAGAAGCGCGGCGCUCCUGCAGUACAGCCGGCACCACCGGUUCGACGCUCUCCGCAGGUGCUGAAUGACCGCACCAAGGCUAUCCUCAACCGCCCACGCGCCCAGCAAGGGCAAGAUCGCAUCGUCUCGGGCUCAACGGACAACACACCCGAAAAAGCAUACGAUCCACACGAGAACUGGUGUGGCGUCUGCUCGUACAAGUUCGCCAACAAAGCUGCACUGCUCAGUCACAUUAAGCAGAGCGUCGGACACGAAAACUAUUGCAACCUCUGCAAGCGCGUCUUCGUGGACCGCAAUGGUCUCAAAAACCACGUCGACAAUGCAGCGAACCAUGAAGUUCAUUGCAACCUUUGUCUCUCCGCUUUCAAGGAUGACUGGGCUCUCAAGAACCACUUCGAGAAUAACUACAGUGUCGGCCAUGAGUGGGUGUGUCUCACGUGCCUGCUCGGCUUCAAGACUCGCGCUGAGUUGGAGCAACAUCUUCAGACCGCUGCGAAGCAUACGUGGUGCGGAACAUGCAAGCAGCGAUUUCGCAAUCAGGAUCAACGCGAUGCCCAUUGGGAACAGACGAACAGUUGCGAAUUCGAUGGACCGGACCAGUCCGCGCUUGCACGACAUCUCAAGUGUGAUCACUUCCAGUGCGAAGGCUGCAAGCGCAUACUACCGAGCUUUACCAAGCUUACGCAGCAUUACGAGAGCUGUGCAUUCGCACUUGCCUGCCCCCAAUGCGGCGAGCACUGUGCUGGAAAGGCCCAACUGGGUAUUCACCUCGAGAACUGUUUCCUUUGCGAGGAAUGUGGCUUCCACACUCACCACGAGGGCAACUACCACAUUCACAUGACCAAGCACAGUCUCAUCAAUCACUUGGAGUCAGGCAAGUGCCCCAACUUCAACGAUCCGGCACUUCUUACGCGCUGUCUCGGAAAGUGGUGGUACUCGGCGCUUUACAUGGAUCUCGAUAUGCAUGCGUCUAUUCGCAUAGGCCGCGUCGAUAUCCGCGAGGUACAGCGCUGGUCGGCAUCUGGUGACCUUCACCCUUUCGUGUGUCGCGACGAGGGAUGUGGGAAGAUCUUUGGUCAUCUGAGUUCGCUGGUAUUGCACUGUGAGAGUCAGGCUUGCGGUUGGGGUGUCGAUCGCCUGAACAUGCCUGGGCUGGAGAAGGAAUUCAAGCAUACGUGUCUUCGGAGGGAUAGUGCCACUGCCUAG